Lineus longissimus is the source of this 4464-nucleotide messenger RNA. Its product is annotated as deleted in malignant brain tumors 1 protein-like. The transcript has 29 exons. Gene Ontology annotation, biological process: proteolysis; collagen fibril organization; peptidyl-lysine oxidation. The record is from RefSeq and is a predicted model, not a curated record. Gene Ontology annotation, molecular function: protein-lysine 6-oxidase activity; protein binding; serine-type endopeptidase activity. Lineage: Eukaryota; Metazoa; Nemertea; Pilidiophora; Heteronemertea; Lineidae. Bases 1 to 4464 code for a protein of 1487 amino acids. Gene Ontology annotation, cellular component: membrane.
AUGGAGGACAGAGCCCGCACGGUCUUUUCGCUUCUGGUUGUGAUCCUGUUAUUUUGCUCCGCCGGAUGCUUUCCUCGGAUGAAUUCACAAGGUACUCAGAGACGCCUGCCUUCGUCCGUCAUAGACCUGCUGCCUUCAAGCGUCAUCGACCAAUUGUCCGAAUCUGUCAUUGACCGGCUCUCAGAAAUUGGUCUGCCAGAGGGAACCCUGGAAAAGUUGGAGGAAGCCAGUGAAGAGAUAAUCGAGAUCACUGAUGAGGACAGUGAAGAGGUGACUGAGGGCCCUCCUCCUGUCCCACCGACAGAAUAUCCCCGCCCGACUGGAGGCAUUCCACCAGGCCCCCCGACGAUAAGCCCGAGUCAAAUCAUCGCCGUCCCAGGUGUUGAUCUUACGGCGGCGCGAAGUGGAAUGGUGCACAUACCAAGUGGACAGUUCAUGAGACUUCGCGCAGAUAAUGGCGGGUCCGUUGCUUCCGGUCGGAUUGAGCUGCUGAUGGAGCAUCAGUGGGACGCGGUGUGCAAUGAUGAGUGGUCGAGAAGGAGGGCCAACCGGACGUGUUUAGAUCUAGGCUACCCACGAGGUGUUGAGACCUACCCCAUGCCGUUUGGUCCGGAGCCGCUAGAACCUUGCUAUGCUGAUCCGAUGGGUUGCCAGGAUGAUGCCGUCCGAGACUGUGGCGAAGAUGAGCCCGAUGGUCUAACAUGCAAGGUCAGCGGAGAGUGCCCUAGAGACUGGUUCUACAAUAACGGCAGCUGCUACGGUAUCUUUGCUCAAAACAAAACCUGGGACGAGGCAGACGCUGUUUGCUCGGAUAACGAAGCUCGUUUGGUGAUCAUAGGCUCGCAACAGGAGAAUAACUUCAUAUCUGACAUGCUGAUGAACACCUAUCCACACUUCGGAGACUUGGGUUUCCUCACCGAUGCUGACACUUUUGGUGGCCAAGAUGAAUGGUACUGGAGGUCUUUAGAAGAAAGAAUACAGUUCAUGAAGUGGUUCCCAGGCUUCGACAAUGAAGGCGCUCCUCCACCAAUGGCGAACGAGGAAUGCAUGGCCUUGACCCAUACAUUCACCUCAUGGAUACAAGGGUCAGGGUCACAAAAGGUCAGCUACUUCUUCUGGAAACCAGUCUCCUGUGGCGAAGCGAGACCGUUUAUUUGUGAGAAAGUUGCGGGUGAUGCUGUCACCACGGCACAACCAACGACUACAGAGAGGCCGACAACAACAACCACAACCGCAACCACAACCACAACAGAGCCUGCUAUUACAACUACCUUACCCAUACAACCAUGCUCUGACGAUCGUGAGGCCCGCUGCGCCAAUGGUGCUUGCGUCCCCCUCAGGUAUUUUUGUGAUGGCGAUAAUGAUUGUGUAGACAACACAGAUGAAGAGAAUUGCGAAGACGGUGUCCAAGUGAGACUGGUCAACGGUUCUUCCCCUCUUGAAGGGCGAGUGGAGUUUACCAUGUACGGCGCGACGGGGACGAUAUGUGACGACGGGUGGGACAAUCAGGACGCAGAGGUAGUUUGUCGGAUGCUGGGCCUUUCAGGGGGCAGAGCAUUUUUGAGGGCGCACUUCGGAAAAGGCAUUGGGCCCAUGUGGCUGGAUGAUGUCAAUUGCAUAGGAAGUGAAGCAUAUUUAACCGAGUGUGAUAUGGCGAAUGAAUGGGGUCAAAACGACUGCAGCCACAAUGAAGAUGCUGGCGUAAGGUGCGAGCUCGGGACUGGGACAACCACACCGGAAACUGUGACCACAGCUACUAACGAAGUCACUGAGACGACUCGUACAACUCAAGCACCUGCACCUAACACGACAUACACCACGUCAACCCCUGAAGCGACCACGACAGUCUCUCUCUGCCCUGAUGAUAAAGGUCAAUGCGCCAAUGUCACCACGGCACAACUAACGACUACAGAGAGGCCGACAACAACAACCACAACCACAACCACAACCAAGCCUGUUAUUACAACUACCUUACCCAUGCAACCAUGCUCUGACGAUCGUGAGGCCCGCUGCGCCAAUGGUGCUUGCGUCCCCCUCAGGUAUUUUUGUGAUGGCGAUAAUGAUUGUGUAGACAACACAGAUGAAGGGAAUUGCGAAGGACCUAAGGCUUGCUUUAUCAUUCACAUUUUAGACGGUGUCCAAGUGAGACUGGUCAACGGUUCUUCCCCUCUUGAAGGGCGAGUGGAGUUUACCAUGUACGGCGCGACGGGGACGAUAUGUGACGACGGGUGGGACAAUCAGGACGCAGAGGUAGUUUGUCGGAUGCUGGGCCUUUCAGGGGGCAGAGCAUUUGUGAGGGCGCACUUCGGAAAAGGCAUUGGGCCCAUGUGGCUGGAUGGUGUCAAUUGCAUAGGAAGUGAAGCAUAUUUAACCGAGUGUGAUAUGGCGAAUGAAUGGGGUCAAAACGACUGCAGCCACAAUGAAGAUGCUGGCGUAAGGUGCGAGCGCGUUCAAGUGAGGCUUGUAGAUGGCUCCGGACCACAUGAAGGACGGGUGGAGAUCACCCGGUAUGGAGUCACUGGUACCGUGUGUGAUGACCGGUGGGAAGACGAGGAUGCUAGAGUCAUUUGUAGAAUGCUCGGUUACACGGGUGGAAGAGCGGACAAUGAUUUUGAGCGAGGCAACGGAGCAAUUUGGUUGGAUGAAUCCGCCUGUGAAGGAGACGAAAGUGACAUCACUGAUUGCGGAGAAAGAUCCCAGUGGGGUCAGAACAACUGCGACCAUAACGAAGACGCUGGUGUUGUAUGCGACACCGGAGAUACCACGACGACUACUACGACUACAGUUCAGCCAACAGCAGUUACAGAAACAACUCAAUCUCCUGUAUCUAGCUAUGUGAUCCGUCUGAAUAAGACUGGCACCAUUGGUGGCCACGAGGGGACGGUGGAGGUGCGGUACCAGGGAGUCUGGGGAACAAUAUGUGACGACGGGUGGAACAUACCUGAUGCAGAUGUUGUGUGCAGGCAGCUGGGGUUCAGUGGUGCUGAUUCUGCCGUUACCAAUGGUCAGUUCGGUCGUGGUGUCGGUCGCAUUAUGUUGGACCAAGUUACAUGCGAGGGUGAGGAGGAUCGUCUCUACGAAUGCCCGAGUAACGACUGGGGUGAUCAUGACUGUCAGGCGUUUGAGGCUGCCGGCGUAGUUUGUCUGAAAGUUGCCGGUUGCAGGUCAUCUGAGUGGGCGUGCGGCAAUGGUAAAUGCAUUCCUGCACAAUACAUUUGCGAUAGCGACAACGACUGCGGGGAUGGAUCUGAUGAGCAAGCCUGCGAAUCUGCUGAUAUAACCGUGAGGCUCGUGAAUGGCCCCACACCCAUGGAGGGACGUGUGGUGGUGAGGAGAAAUGGUAUAAAUGGUACUGUAUGUGAUGACUAUUGGGACGAUGACGAUGCAAAGGUGAUAUGUAGGAUGCUUGGACACGCAGAUGGCACUGCAGUAGAGGGUGGUGCUUACGGCGCAGGCUCUGGACUUCUAUGGCUGGAUAACGUGGCCUGCGAUGGUUCUGAGCAGCACAUUGACCAAUGCCCCGCCGAUGACUGGGGCGUUAGCAAUUGCGAUCAUGAUGAAGAUGCGGGUGUGAAGUGUCUUGAUACCCCAAGGACCACCACAACACCAUACCCCGGGUACACUAAGCCAACUGUUGGAAUAGAAAAUUGCCGAAGGGAACCACAAGAUGUUGCACUUGCCAUUGAAGUCAGCCGAACUGGCGAGAUUGUCACUGGGAGACCCUCGAACAUAGUCGGAGGGGUAGCUGCCAUAUACGGCGCCUAUCCUUAUCAGGCAGGAAUCAGGAAGACGGUCACUGCGAGUGGUGACGUCACUCAGCAUUGGUGUGGGGCUACCAUACUCAACGAGUACUGGCUACUUUCUGCGGCCCACUGCUACCGUGGGAGGUCAAAGGACAGCUUCAGAGUCCGUGUUGGGGACUUUGAUAAUAGCGUACAGGAUCCGCUGGAGGAAGAGUUUGAAAUCGAAAAGAUAGUAUCACACAACCAAUACGGCGCUGGGAAAAGGUACGACUUUGACAUCGCCCUUAUCAAGAUCCAGCCUAACUCUGAGCAUCGUGGAAUCGCGUUUUCACGCAAGGUCCGGCCCGCAUGCCUCCCAACUAACGAGACGGAGUACACCCCCGGCUUGAAGUGUUUCAUCACUGGAUGGGGAAAUACUGGAACUGCGUAUCCUAGGACAUUGCAAGUGGCCGAAGUUCCACUUAUCUCACAUACGAAAUGCCAAGAGAUGUACAAAGGCAGCAUCACUGAGUACAUGUUCUGUGCGGGUUUCAGAGCUGGCGGUGUGGACACGUGCCAGGGAGACAGUGGUGGUCCGCUCGUCUGCAUCAUUGACGACAACUACGUCGUAUUGGGCGCAACGUCUUGGGGUAAUGGGUGUGCUCAGCCUAAUGCCCCUGGCGUCUACACAAAGGUUGGCAAUCUCGUUGACUGGGUCUGGAAGACGACGCAGCAAGGAUAA